UUUUUAUUAAAAUUUUGAACCUGUAAUAUUUUCCCUUGAUUUUAAAUGCCUGAUUAAGAUCAAUGAGAUAAAUGCGCAGGGACAUCCUGCCCAGCAGGAAAACCAGACGUAAUAUGGCAGUGGCGGGAUUGCAGUUGAUCCCGCCUCCUUGAUUUCGUAUCAGCUGUGCCGUCACUUUUAAUUUGAAGAAGUGAUUACGUUGCUCGCUGCCUGCCUGCACUUCUUCAUUGACCAAGUUACCAACCAGCACUCUGCUGAAAUUUAGUUAUUUUUCGCGGAUUCCACAACAGAUGUUAUUAUGAAAAGAUGAUUUUAGUUACACAGGAAUUGUAGUUUUUUAUCUGUUGUGGUUCCUUUAUGUUUAUUCUAGCUGUUGCUAAUUUUAUCUCAAUGAGUAUUGUUGAUUUAAAUUUUAGAAGUACUUCUUUGAUCUCAUGACAUGAUAUCGUGCAAACUACUGUCUCGAUUUGCAUUCCAACAUCAUUAUCGCUGGUAUCCGAAUACCACAAAAUUCCUCACAUCCGUCAGGUUGUAAAAUGUUAAGCAUUGUUUGGGUACUGAGUGCGAUCACUUUAUGUAUUGGCCAGUCGGAUCAUUAUUAUUCCAACCAGAUUGCUGUAAAAAUUCUUGGUGGCCCUGAAAAAGCCAGAGAACUCGCUAAGCGACAUGCUUGCGAAUAUGUGGGCCAGGUGGGGAGCCUGCAGGAUUAUUACUUAUUCGAGCAUACACGAAUCGCCAAACGAUCGCUAACAGAUUCUGGUGACAGUCAUCAGAGUUUAACAGACGACCCUGAAGUCGUAUGGUUGGAACAACAGAUUAUUAAACCACGCACAAAACGGGAUCUUCUCAGCGGCGCUGGAGGCGGUCUACCAUUCCCGGUUUUUCGACCAAAUUUACCAAAUUUUGGAAAUAUUAAUAACAUUAAUCCUGUGAUGCCCCGUAACAAACAACAGUACAUGUUUCGUGAUCCGCUGUAUGCGCAACAGUGGUAUCUGCACCAAGGCGCUCAUGGAAACUUCGAUAUGAAUGUUGAGAAAGCCUGGAGGCGAAAUUACACUGGCAGAGGAAUUUCCGUUAGCAUUCUUGAUGACGGUCUGCAGCCUAAUCAUCCCGACUUAAUGCAGAACUACGACCCUAAAGCCAGUCUGGAUAUUAACGGUAAAGAUGACGAUCCUACGCCAACUGACGACGGGAAUAAUAAGCACGGCACCCGGUGUGCCGGUGAAGUGGCUGCUGUUGCCGGAAAUGAGUACUGCGGUGUAGGCAUUGCGUUUAAUUCUGGAAUAGGAGGUGUGCGGAUGUUGGACGGCGAUGUACACGACAGUAUCGAGGCUACAGCCCUGAGUCUCAAUCCGCAGCACAUACAUAUUUAUAGCGCUAGCUGGGGUCCAAAUGAUGAUGGCCAAACUGUCGAUGGACCUGGACCACUGGCGAAAAAAGCUUUUGAGGAUGGCAUAAAAUACGGACGAAAAGGAUUGGGAUCAGUGUUUGUGUGGGCAUCCGGUAACGGGGGUAAAAGUCAGGAUAGCUGCAGCUGUGACGGAUAUACGAAUUCGAUCUACACCAUAAGUGUUAGCAGUGCCGCUCAAGAUGGCACUCGACCUUGGUAUCUGGAGGAAUGCCCGUCCACAUUGGCUACGACGUACAGUAGCGGCGGCACGAUGCAGCCAAGCAUUGUCACAACGGAUCUCAAUAUGCCCGGAAACGGAAUGCGUCCCUGCACCACAAAGCAUACCGGAACAUCGGCGUCUGCUCCACUGGCGGCUGGGAUCAUCGCACUUGUCCUGGAGGCAAAUCCUAGUCUGAACUGGCGGGAUUUACAGUAUUUGACAAUGCUGUCAGCCCGUCCCGAACCACUAGUUGAUGACUGGGUUAUAAACGGGGUCGGUCGAAAAGUGAGCACUAAAUUUGGAUACGGGUUAAUGGAUGCUGAUCGAAUGGUUCAGCUGGCUGAAAAAUGGACCACCGUGCCUGAGCAGCACAUUUGCUAUACCGAAAAAAUCGCCCAGCCAACGGAGGUGAAGAAUGGCUACAUUGCCGUGGAGAUUUCCACGGAUGGAUGUCAGUAUCAUCCAAAUUCUGUCGUGUUUUUGGAACAUGUUCAAGCUGUCCUCUCCAUAAAAGCUGUGCAUCGCGGAGCGCUAAUGGUCAAGGUGACGUCGCCGAUGAAAACAACCAGCGUUAUGCUUCAUGAACGUCAACUCGAUACCAGCAAUCAAGGAUUUAAUGAGUGGCCGUUUAUGAGCGUCCAGUCAUGGGGGGAAAAUCCCUCUGGAACGUGGAAGAUUGAAGUUUUUGACACGUCGGCUGGAAAUCAAUUCGGGAAUUCGGUGGCAAAUAGCGUGCUUGUCUCGUGGUCGAUGGUGCUUUAUGGAACUGAUAAAGAGCCGAUUCCCAAAGCCAUCCGGGAGAUUCUGGACAAGGAUGACAACCGUCUGGAUGUGGCCACUGCUUUUCCGGAACCGCAGAUCGCACAACAAUCGGCAUACAACUGUCAUUUGACCUGCAAAACAUGCCAUGGCCAGCACGUGGAUGAGUGCAACAGUUGCUUCAAGAACAAUUACUUACAUAAUUAUCGGUGUCUUCUCAACUGUCCGCGUGGUUUUUACCCGGUGAACAACACUAUGACAUGUCACUCGUGCCCACCCAAGUGUGUACAGUGCAGUGGCACUGGCGUCUGCUUAGCGUGCCAGUCUGGAUAUAAUUUACAAGGAAGUCAAUGCGUGCCUACCCAUGUUAAUAUGGACGAGGAAUGCCUGCAUGGUUUAUACUUUGACCAUCGGCUGACAGAAUGCAAGCCAUGUCAUGCAGAAUGUCUAACAUGCUCGGGACCGCUGCCUAAAGACUGCCUCUCGUGCAGACCACCGAAACUUCUGUUUGGGCAGUGUUUGGACAAUUGUCCAGAGGGAUUUACUGCAGAGAACGGCACUUGUGUCGUGCGCUCUGGGAAUGAUACCGGUGAUUACGGGAAACACAAAGUUUUCAGCUCGUCAAGCGCCUACUUCUUGACGGCAACGAUUGCCUGCACUGUGAUAAUUAGCAUUGGAUUAGUAGUUUUCUGUUGUCUACAAGCAAUGUCUUCGGAUGGUCACAAAGGUGCCAAUCUGCUUUUGAUGAGUAAUGGUCAUGGCCCGAAAUACCAAAAAGCGCCUCAGCAGCCAGAGGACGGAGAUGAUGAUGAUGAGUCCGAUGAGGAAGUUGAAACAUUCUCCAGGAGAAGACUGUCAGACGCUCUCAGGAAUGCAUACUACUUGUCCGCUGCAAUGAGCUCGAAAAUCGAAAACCGGAAAGUAAUGGCCAUCCAGGCGCGUAAAAAACGGAUCAAAUCAAAGAAAAAGAGCAGUGUCAGUGGCCCAGCAGCAGCGUCAACGCCGUCAACAGCAGCAACCGUUUCGUCUGGAUUAAAUCGAGGUGGUGCAGCGAAAAAGGAUGAUCCGAAGAAUGAGGAGGUAGAUUCUCAGUCGGAAGCAGAUGAGGGAUCGGCGGAGAUCAGUUCUCCUCCCGCUGAAGAAGAGGCACUUCAUGAGCGGGAAGAUGAAGACGAGGAGGACGAAGCAGCCAAAGGGUCAGAUGAAGAAGAGCAAGAAGAUCCCAAAGACUACCGGAAGGGUGGCUAUCAUCCUGUGAAGAUUGGUGACUACUUCAAUAAUCGCUACCAUGUCGUGCGGAAAUUAGGUUGGGGUCAUUUCUCCACCGUUUGGCUGUGCUGGGAUCUGCUAGGAAAGCGUUUUGUGGCACUGAAAGUGGUCAAAAGCGCUAGUCAUUACACUGAGACCGCGCUGGAUGAAAUUAAGUUACUGCGCUGUGUCAGGGACGCCGAUGGAGCAGAUCCGCAUCGCAGUCGCGUUGUGCAACUGCUUGAUGACUUCAAAAUCUCCGGCAUUAACGGCACUCACGUAUGCAUGGUUUUCGAAGUGUUGGGAUGCAAUCUGUUGAAGUUAAUUAUCCGCAGUAAGUAUCGUGGAAUCCCUUUGGAGAACGUGCGCUGUAUCAUUCGACAAGUGUUGGAGGGAUUGAAUUAUCUUCAUUCUAAAUGCUCGAUUAUCCACACUGACAUUAAACCAGAAAAUAUUCUCUUAUGUGUGGAUGAACGCGAUGUGCGGAAACUGGCCUCGGAGACCAUUGAAAUGCAGCGGGCGGGCUGUCAGUUGCCGGCUUCGGUGGUGUCCACCGCUCCGAAAGAUCAGCGCACCAAUUUGAUUACCAGCGAUAUGUCGAAGAAGAAGCGGAAGCGCAUCAAGAAGAAACAGAAACGUCAAGAGCUACUGAUGCAGGAACAGGAAAAGCAGUUGCUUGAACUGGAUCGUCAGGCCUCCGAUGAGCCUCCAAGUGUGGCAUCGGGUCAUGAUGAUCGCUUUACGCGGCAUCACGAUGCACAUCAACAUGGUGCGGGUGCGCCGCGUAGUCCGGGCACGAAAGAGCGCAAGGCCAUACAUGCCAUGGACGCCAUUUAUGAUGAGAUUACUGGGGCGUCAAGUGAGAAACUGGCAGUGCCCAAUUUAGCUCCGGUGGGCGAAAUGAAUUUAUCAGCAGACAAUCCGCCGCAUUCUCCAAAGGGAAACGGUAUCAGUGAGAAUCCCAAAGGCGGUGCAGGUGGCAGCAUUCAUAAGCAACCAUCGGCAUUGUCCCUUCUGGAACAGAAUCUCCGCUCUCUGGAUGAAAACGGUUGCAAUGGGAUAUUACCGAAUUUGACUGGCAACGGUAUAGGUUCGAUGGUGCCGCAGAAAGCUCUAAAUGUGACACCGUGCGGUUUCAUGAACGAUAUUACCGAGCGGCCGGAUCCUGUACACGACAUUUGUGAUAUUCCGGUGAAGAUCGCCGAUUUGGGCAACGCGUGCUGGACAAGCCUGCACUUUACUGAGGACAUUCAGACGCGUCAAUAUCGAUCGCUGGAAGUUCUUAUUGGGGCUGGCUAUGGGCCACCAGCCGAUAUCUGGAGCACGGCCUGUAUGGCCUUUGAAAUGGCAACGGGCGAUUACCUCUUUGAACCGCACUCUGGCGAUGACUACUCACGGGACGAGGAUCAUAUUGCCCAUAUUAUCGAGUUAUUAGGACCAAUUCCACGCCAUCUUGCCCUGGCUGGAACAUACAGUCGUGAAUAUUUCACCCGGCAGGGUGGAUUGCGCAAUAUCAGUGAUUUGCGUCCGUGGGGAAUGUUUGAUGUGCUAGUGGAAAAGUAUCGCUGGCACCCUAGGGAUGCAGCGGGCUUUAGCGAUUUUUUGCUGCCGAUGCUGGAUUUUGAUCCGCAGCAGCGCGCUGCCGCAGCAGAAUGUUUGAAUCACCCUUGGUUAACCGGCGAUGAAGAGGCUCUGACGCGCAAAUUAUGCCCCAACCUCCCGGAAGUCAGGUCCCCUUCGGCAGAGGAUGGCGAUGGGCCGGCAUCCAAUGAUUCAAGCAGUGAUCUGGAUGAAUACUUGCCAAGUGGAUAUCGCGUUGAUGAAUAUUCAGAUGAAGCGGAUAAUGGCGAUGCGAGCGGCGAAGAAGAAGAAGACUGGCAGAGCGUGAGUGAACAGAACCCUACAACACGCUCCAGCGGUUCGGACGGUGAUGGGGGAGCUUCGUACCCGGCCUUUGUGACGGCUCACGAGGUGUCCAAUAGCAGUGAGCCGUCAGCACUGCCUCGUGAUAAUUUGGAUCCCACGCUUCUAAUCGGCGCAUUGGACGGCGGUGAUGCUGAGCGCAACACGACUCCAAUUCUGGCCUUCAGCAAUGGGCGAUUGAUGAAUGGUCCGACGACGACGGCGACGACGAUUCCAGUAGACGCUGGUGACACCAGUAGUGACGCCAGAGCCAGUGAUCUGGAGAACUGUGAUGAUGUGGAAGUCAGUGCCCUGCGCAAAUGAUACCUCCCUCUUAUCCUCUCUCUCCCUUUGCGCGCCCUGUCCCUGAUUAUUUUUCUCAUCCCAGCUGUACUCUUCCCCCGUUGUUAUAUUUGUUUUCAAGUGGAAUCUGACAAACAAUCAGUGUAGUGUUUCGCUGGAAGUACCGGCAUCGCUCCGUGUAAUGCAUGCGCUGAUUUUUCUUGUGAAAUGCCACAGCUGACCGAAUUAGAGCGCUGCAGUAAGUAACGUGCGGAUUCUUGAUAAUAAGUGAUCCAAUGAACGCCGUUUGCCACUGGUUUUGUCGCCUAGUCUUGUUUGUUUCAUGGUGGAUACAGAAAGAUUGUUUUUUCGUGUUUACUAUCUUGUAAUUUCCCUUUUUGUUAUAGUAUGUUAAUUUUCUCUAUCGUACUUAUUGGCGCUCAUUUUUAGUAAAAUGUCUUAGCGCUUUGGCAUUAUUUAUGGAGCUUUAUCUUUCAAAGCAGUGUUGCUUUAUGAUGUCUGAUAAGGUACGGGUUAUAAACAUGCUUAAAUGCAUCUGCAUAAUGAAUUCGGCAAUAGAGGCUUGGCUAG
This is a messenger RNA of Paramacrobiotus metropolitanus, 6392 nucleotides long. RefSeq lists its product as uncharacterized. The record is from RefSeq and is a predicted model, not a curated record. The transcript has 15 exons. Gene Ontology annotation, biological process: protein phosphorylation; protein processing. NCBI's taxonomy places the organism in Eukaryota, Metazoa, Tardigrada, Eutardigrada, Parachela, Macrobiotidae. Gene Ontology annotation, molecular function: protein kinase activity; serine-type endopeptidase activity; ATP binding. Bases 537 to 5843 code for a protein of 1768 amino acids. Gene Ontology annotation, cellular component: Golgi membrane; trans-Golgi network.